GUGGCUUUGUUCGAUGACAGUACUCAAUAUUACAAAUAAUGCGUUAUAAUACAGUUGCCAUAGCAGCAUAAAGCAGUUUCCAAGGACAGACGAUGGAAAGCCUUUGGGCUGGAGAGUCAUCGCAUCAAAACGAGGUGCUGGAACCAUGUGCAAUAUGCGGGAGAACUUUUCUGGCAAAUGUACUGGAGAAGCACACACCAAUUUGCAAGAAAACAGCAGCUAAAAAGAGGAAAGUCUUCGACUCCAGUCAGCAGAGGUCAGAGGGAAGUGAUUCGUUAUUGUUUCGUAAAUCUAAGGGGCAGGAGCCGGUUCAGAAGCAGUCAAACUGGCGCUGGAAACACCAGGAAUUGAUCAGGACCAUCCAUGCCACGAAGGGUCUGGCUUGCGCAAUGAAGGCUGGAGGCCCUCUGCCUCCACCUCCACCUCCUUUAUCUAACCCAGAUUACAUCCAGUGCCCGUGCUGUCUGCGGAAGUUCAAUGAGGCUGCCGCAGAGAGGCACAUCAACUUCUGCAAGCAGCAAGCCUUACGCCUGCAGAACCACAACAGAGGGAGAUCCCCAGCCAAGCCACAGUACAAACCUCCCCCAAUUAAGAAGGCAAACUCUGGACAGAAUGCUGGAGGGACCCCGGGAAGGAGGACGCCCUCUGCUGGAUCGGUGAGGAGAAGUUUCUCCCCCUCCCAAAACGACUCCUCCAUGACCAGCCCCACACCUGGUGCGGAAGCCAAGUGCCGCAGUUCUCCGGGGUCUGAUCUGAACUUGCUGGAGGGGAUUGGAGUGAAGAUGACUCCGAAGGCCCACAAUGCACAGCGCGCCACCCCCAGCGACGCGUGCUCAAAGCUGGCCAGGCCGGCCAACUUCUGCCAGGACUGCGGAAGCAGGUUCCCCUCAGCCCGGGCCCAGUUCUGCUGCGAGUGUGGACUGAAGAGGCUGUCCUUAUGAGCCGGGAGGAGCAGCACUGAGUCCGUCUGUCUCAAUGGCCACUUCCACCUCACCGGGUCCUCGCGUAUUGUACAUGUUGAGGCAAAUUUGUUCUGAAUAGUUUUAAAAGCUAUUUUUGUUUUAACACCCACAAAAAUGAAUAGAAAACACAAAAAACUAAGGCACUGCCCUGUACAUUAAUCCAGCCUGGUCAUUUAGGGAAUGUAGAACAUUGGCAUGUCUCCAAGGUGUUCAGCCAUAACAGCCCUGACCUUAGAAAUAUUAUUUAUGGUGCAUUUCAUUUCAGCUGAAAGGGUAUUUCCCAAUGACCGUACAGGAAUAUUAACGAGCGCGGCAUUGUUCCCUGUAGAGUCCCAUCGCUUGCAAUUACUGUGUUGUAUCCGAUGACAGUGUAACAUUCGGUGCUGACGUGAACAUUUGUACCUAUUACUUUGAAAUCUAUUAAAUAAUAAAAUGGCCCUGAACAGACUGGGAUCUGUAUUCCGCCGAGCUGGGCUGCAGUCAGCCGAUUAAUAGAGUCUGCUCUUUUAUUACAUGCAAUGUUUUUCAUGAAUUUCAAGGACAACCAAAAUGAUAAGUUGCCUUUCCUUCACCGUUUUAUUUGAAUUUAAUUGCAAUCUGCUCUGCAAUGUGAUUGAAUACCCGUGGGGUUUUCUUUUUAUUUAUGUUUAAAUGUCCAUUUUUACAUUAAAGUCGAAAUUAGGUAGCUGGAUUAGUAUGAGGGAAUUGCAUUUGUUUGAUUUAAGUACAUUUCUUAAUCUUUUUUUAUGAGGACUACAUUUAAUAAGUAUGAUAGAACAUUUAUAUUUAUGGGUUGUUGAAAUGCCAUAAUCUCCAUUUCACGGUUUCUGUUUUUUGUACAAAGAAAUCCCCCUUUGUAUGGCCAAGUGGAGUCAAAUUACCAUAUACAUUUCUCUAGCUUGUAUUCUGAGAGUACAGUACAUAUUCAUAUUUCAUACAGAAUGUUGCUUUGUGUUAUUUCAGGGAGCUUGUAAUUUAUGCAGGAUUGGAUGCGUCUCAGUGAAAUAUCUUUGGAGCGAAAAGCACAUUUCCUCAGUAAAAAGGCAUGGAGGUGUCUGCUGUACCGAGGUUAUUUUAGG
Conger conger (European conger) is the source of this 2041-nucleotide messenger RNA. Its product is annotated as zinc finger C2HC domain-containing protein 1A-like. Bases 93 to 941 code for a protein of 282 amino acids. The transcript is spliced from 9 exons. Lineage: Eukaryota; Metazoa; Chordata; Actinopteri; Anguilliformes; Congridae. The record is from RefSeq and is a predicted model, not a curated record.